Messenger RNA from Priapulus caudatus, 2887 nucleotides. RefSeq lists its product as uncharacterized. The transcript is spliced from 9 exons. Bases 320 to 2410 code for a protein of 696 amino acids. NCBI's taxonomy places the organism in Eukaryota, Metazoa, Priapulida, Priapulimorpha, Priapulimorphida, Priapulidae. The record is from RefSeq and is a predicted model, not a curated record.
AUUCUGGCUAUCAAGAUUGGCAUAAGUAUUCUGAAUUCUAUUUUAUACUAAUAUAUGUGUUUGUGUGUGUGUGUGUGUAAAUGUAAUUUCUUUUAAAAAUCAAGUUCAAACCGACAACGAGUUGAGCAUCACCGAUGAAUUGCCGCACGUUGUUGAAACUCCAUCUACAUUUACAAUACCAGGUGGCAGCACAGCAUCAUUUGAUCGCCUACCAGCAAUCACAACCGAGUCUUGCGUUGCUUCAGACAUUAACAACCAGGAUAAACUUGAAACAGAGCAGCUUGAUUUGAAGCAACUUCAGCCGGACUACUUCGAGCGCAUGCAGCAGUUGGAGCAUAGACUAGAGUUAAUGUUGACCAAACUUGACAGCCCUACUGCAAACCAAGCUGAGAGUCCAGACACUCAUUCUAUUAAUGACAACAACAGCCAAAUGAAAAACAAGCAUGAUGCAGAGAGGGAAAUGUUACAUGAAAAACAGCUCAAAAUGAUAGAAGCAUUGAAAGGGCAAGUGAAUGACCUGAUUAAUGAAAAUGAAGACUUGCAGUUAGUCAUAGCGAGACUGCGCUACACUAAGCACCCAGGGAAUUCAGAGACGAUUUUACAUCAGAAGCCAGCAACAGAUGCUGCCACAUUAGAUUACACACCUUCACAGCAGCUCGAAGGGAAGGGCAGACUUAAACUGAAAGAUCUUUUGGUUGGCGUAGAUGUAGCUAAUCAGGAUGAAUAUUUACACGAUGCCAUUGAGCUGCAGAAAAGUAUUGCAGAAGAGUUGAAAGUUUCUGAGGACACUGAAUACGAUGCAGAUGUAGAAGAUGAAGAUGAUGCUGAUGAUAUUGAUACUACUGGUACUACUGAAUAUGAUUUUAGCAGUGAUGCUUCUGAAGAAAAUGAAUAUGAUGAUGGUAACGAUUAUGACUAUGGUGAUGAUAGUAAUUACGGUAUUGAAGAUGAUUACAGGGAUAUUGCAGAUGAUUUCGAGGAUGAUAUCGAGGAGGUGACAGGAGAUACCAACAUCAAAAAUAAAGCAUAUUCUCAGCAUGCUUGCCAGGAAAAGUGCAUGCGUCUUUGUGAGAAUCUACUACACCUGGAUACUAAGGCAUCCGAUCAAUCUCACCAAUUGCCACUUAGUAUCGACAACUUCAACUGUUCAACAUGCAUUACGUAUCUAAUGUCACCAGAUGUGGUCGGUGACAUUUUGUCUAGUCCGAAAAAGAUGGCAAUUGUCACAGAAAUGUACGUUUUGAACAUGUCAGUUUCAUGUGGUGACAAGGAUUUAUUCGAGCUGGUGUGGAAACGCCUGUCACAAUUGUCCUAUAUUGAUGGCACCAUCUUCAAUGAUAUCUGGGAGUCCGUCAACAGGUUCUGGUGGCAAACAAAUAUUACUGAAAAGAUGCAGGACGUCAGUGAGGCAUUUAGAAGUGCACAGGACAAAGUAAAGCAAUCAUUUAAAGACUUACAGAUUCAGCACAAUCUUGAAAACGUGGCAGAGGUUACCAAAGGUGUGGCUUCUACAAUACACAAUCACCUUCUGAACACUUGGGAUACAGCUAAAACAACAGGAGAGCGAAUUGCAGAUGUACACCUGAGUGAUGUGAAAGACAAGUUUAAUAAGCUUAAGGAGCACGUUGGGACGACUCUGAAGAUGGCACGGCAAGAACAUUGGGUUGUCCCUGUCACCGAUAAACAUGAUAGACGUAAUACCCAGCAGGUAGGCCAUGGUCAGGGUCGUGAUCGUAAAAAAGGUGAUAGUGGUAAUCAGCAGAGCAGGAAAGAUAAAACAAUAAAUUAUCAACACACUAAGUUAGGUCGAGAUAUACAAAAAUCAUUCAAAGUUUUUAAGUGUUCUGAAAGUAUGAAUAGAAGAAACGCCGUUGGAGACUACCUGCGGGAAAUCCAGAGGCCGCUGAUGGAGUUUAAGGCUAUUUUAACUGUGAGUAAACAUGUCCGAUGGAACGAGCUUGGCAAAGAGAAUCGCCGAAUCUUUCUAAAAGAUAUGCACAGGCACAUGGAGGACUUUGUGUACAAGAAGUAUACCACUACAGACCUUAUGUGGUUGGGCUGCCAGCAAUGGUGGUGGAGCGAGCUCAUGGGUACCCCCUUCUCGACAUACCUGCAUCCUUGUUACUGCAAGUUCCAUUUAUGCAAGUGGCAGGUGAGGCAAGCGAAGGCUGGCGGCUUCACCGAUGGUACCUGGAUGAAACGUGUUCUAGAGACUGAUGGUUCAGCAGCAGACGGAAUUGAACACGAGGCACUUGGAUAUGGAAAGCAGCAUCAUACAGAGGAAGAAUCUACGUGGCUCCUCCGGCGUGGAGAGGAUAGAGAUCAGCAGAGGGCAAGCAAAAGCAACUGGUUAAUCACACGAGGUUAUGCCAGAGAAGCUAGGAGGAAUAAGGAGAGCUCCAAUGACUGAAGUGACGUACUUUAGGAUACAGUAGGAGGUAGGACUUCACUGGCUGACACAGGGGUUGUCACAGCUGAAUCAGCCACUGCAAUGUUAAUUAGUACUUGUAAUAUCGACUGCUAUUUAUACAAUAUAGUACAUUACCAUGUUUAUAGUGAUAAUUAUUGAUUGCUGUUAAUCGAAAUACUACAUGAAAUGACUAGACUGUAUAGGUAGUAGUACAAAGGUAUUUGUUUUAAUAAUUUUAUUAUUAAUUGUUUAUGCACACUGUAUAAGAGCAGCUAUUUAUAGAAGAUUCAAUUUAUGUCUAAGAAGUUUCACAUGUCAUUGAUGAAACUUUCUUAUAUCCUUUAAUCACAAUUGCUAAUUUUCGACAUAAAUUCAAUUGAGAGAAAUGUAGAUUUAUGUUCCAAGAGGUUUUUAGGUGACUGUAUUGCAGACGAUGCUCAAUUGAAAAGAUGUCGGAGCUUGCCCAUGUUUCGAAAU